Messenger RNA from Rhipicephalus microplus (southern cattle tick), 966 nucleotides. RefSeq lists its product as uncharacterized. The record is from RefSeq and is a predicted model, not a curated record. Lineage: Eukaryota; Metazoa; Arthropoda; Arachnida; Ixodida; Ixodidae.
AUGCCGCUCGGCAAGAAGUGUGGCUCCAGCAUAUCGGAAGGACUGACUUGGACCCUGUAUCGUCGCGGAUUUGUGAGGUGCUCGCGUGGCGUUAGGGCCGUGACCCAUCCCCAGAUGCUCGCGCCACGUCGGCGCCGUGACCCACCCCCUCUUUCCCCGCUGAUGCUGCAUCACGUAGGACCACUUCACUGCGGACCAAUUCGAGCCGUACUGCUGCGCAAGUUUGGUACUAAAAAGUUGAAGAGAGACGCGGCGCCUACGAUCUUCAGUCAAGAGCAUUUGCAAACGUCAGAAUGCAAUGAUUCAGCCCGCUCAUCUUGUGGCCUUAAUCUACUACUAACAGCAGCUGCUCUUGUUGAUGAAGCCAAAGAGACACACUGCCCAUCAGCUACGAAUGUGCUUCUGACACCAGCUGCUGUUGAUGGCUAUGGAGCCAACAGUGAUGCCACUCAAGCAGGGUUAGGUUCUUCACAAGGUCACACUGCCACUGAUUCAGCACCAUCGGAUUUUCCAGAAGAUGCACCUUCAAGUUCCGAAUGUGACGCACUGCCAGCUUGUUCAGCAGGUGUGGAAACCACCCAUGAAUCGAGCUGCCAGCCAUUUCAAGCUUUGACGGUGCCUGUUGAGUCUCAGCAGAACUUUUGUGCUGCCUGUGGAGGAUUUCUGUCUGCUGAGGGCACAGCUGAUGUCACCGGCUCCAGUUCAAGUAGUUGGGAUGCUGAUCAAGCAGUAGUAGCUGCCCUUCACAAAAGAAUAGCUACAUUGGAAGAGUGCUUGAACAACAUGAAGCGGAAAGUUGCUACACUGCAACAACAGAAAAGCAGAGCAAACCGUAGAAACCAUGAACUCACGCAAAACAUCAAGAAGUACCUGUCACCAGAUCAACUGCAAGAUCUGAAGAUACGCUCUAUAUCGAAACACGUGUGGAAGCCUGUGCAGACGGGCAUAAUUUUGGUUGGCCUGUGA